AUUAUCCAAAGACAACAGCGAACGGUAGAUGGCAGAAUGCUUUGGAUUUUACCGCGAAAAACAUCCGCGUGGAAGCGAAGAAAUACAGAGCGCCCAAUCACAGUAAACACAGCUGUCCCACGUGACACUUUAUAAACACAACCGAAAACAAGCAAGAUGUCAGCGAACAGUUGUGUGACAGCUAUCCGGCUAGAUUCCCUCAAGCAAGCUGACAAACCACAGAUCCACUUGUUACCUUGUGAAAUAGAGCAUGACGGGCUUGCCGAAGUUUUCAAGUUCUUUAAUCCCACUGUGAAGGAACGCAAACACGAAACGACAGUGUCAUUCAGAGGCAGGGGGCUGAAGGGUCAGGAAUUGCAUUGCCCACAAGGAUACACAGGAAUAGUGCUAAAAGAGGUCCAGAAGCCUGCAUCUGAUCAAGAGGACAGAGUUGUGAAAGUUUCUUCAUUAUUCCAUCAUUUCACAUACUGGAAUUUGGAGACUCCUCCCACAACUGAUGAUGGGGUUGUGAUGGCGAUGGCUUGGCCUCAGCUAGCAGAGGCAAUGCAUGGACCAGUGGAUGACUGCUAAUGUUUUAUUGUGGAGAUCUGCUUCUCAAGUACAUUGUUGCAGUUAAAUAAAUGUGAAUUUAAAGGUGAAUCUUUUUUGGAAGACAGAAUAUGUAACAUACUGUGUCGUGGUAUUAACCACCAUUUUACCAAACAUUUGUUGAAGAAUAUCACAGUGCAACAUCACUAACUAUUAAAAGUCUUGUUUUAUUGUU
Molecule: messenger RNA, 763 nt
Organism: Carassius gibelio (silver crucian carp)
Lineage: Eukaryota; Metazoa; Chordata; Actinopteri; Cypriniformes; Cyprinidae
Gene: rnaseh2c
Product: ribonuclease H2, subunit C
Exons: 5
Coding region: 157-570 (137 amino acids)
Biological process (GO): RNA catabolic process
Cellular component (GO): ribonuclease H2 complex
Source: RefSeq, a predicted model, not a curated record